Molecule: messenger RNA, 1522 nt
Organism: Haplochromis burtoni (Burton's mouthbrooder)
Lineage: Eukaryota; Metazoa; Chordata; Actinopteri; Cichliformes; Cichlidae
Exons: 5
Coding region: 69-584 (171 amino acids)
Source: RefSeq, a predicted model, not a curated record
GCCAUUAAAAGCACCUCUUCCUGUUUAAUAAAUUAGACUUGAGUAUAAUCAGAUUCGGUGUUUGGAUCAUGCAUAUUCUGAUUUCAGUAUUUCUUUUGGCAACAGGUACCUGUGAGGCAUUGUUUUGGCAGAAGCUGACAUGUCCUUAUGAAGUGAAGUACAAGAGCCUUCUGAGGGUUUGGUGUCAGCAGAACUCUGCCGAGUGCUGCACUGGCCUCACCUUCAGUCACAGUGAACGCUUGGUGGAUGGAGGGAAACUGAAGGUGACCCAGGAUGUGAGCUCCUUCACUGUGGAAGUGUUGGAGCCAAACCACAAACAAGGAGUGUACUGGUGUGGUUUGCUGAGCAGGAAUGGCACCAUCAUCAAGCUGGCUGAAGGCUACAUCCACAACUCUACUGCUUCAUAUAUCUGGAGUUUAAUUCGCUGGAUUCUGCUCCCUCUGCUGCCCAUAGUGACCACACUUACCCGCAUGUACCUGAAAACAACAAAAAAACACCUUUUUAAGAAAGCAGAUGGACUUUAUGACGACGUGGGCAGAGCUGUGACUGAGCAGGAGUAUGAAAAUGCAGAAUUUCUGCUGUGAAAUGCUGGCACGAGGAGCGUUGGCAGAGUCUUUACAUGUAAUGGAAUAACUGAAUUAUUCAAUCUGAAAUUCUAAUCAAUUACUGAGAAAAAACAACAGUUAAAUUGCCAAUGAAAAUGUUCAAUUCAAAUCAUUUUUUUUAAAUAGAGCAACAAUUCACAGCAGGAGUGGCUUCACAGUUCUGUAUAUUGUUAGCCAAUGACCCUACAUAUGGUUUUCACAAAAUGUCCAACUGUAAGCUGGCUAAUGUGAAGCAUAAAGUUUCUUUGCACUGUUUUGAAGCCACCAGGGGUUGAUACCUGUGGUUGUUAAAAGACAUUCUUUGGAGGUCUGUGGGGAAAUGGUCCUCGGACUUACAUACUGUUGGCACUUUUCUGAUUAGUCUGUAGACUCAGCCAUUCAUUUCGAGUCAUGCUGAAUAAAACUUCAUUUUUCUCCCAAAUUACAGAUUCUGAUUCAUGUUGAUGGUAAUAUAUUUUAAAAAGUAUUUUAUAUAUGAAGAUAGAAGUUUGCAGUCAUUAUAUAUGCUCAAAUCUUGGACCAUGAAGUUUUUUUAAAAUGGAAAAUGGAGGUAGUUAAGCAAGAAAUGUUCUAAAAAUAUGCUGUUUUGAGACGGAAUGACCAAAGAGUGUCAGCGACCUCUUCUUUAAUAUUUUUGUAAGUUUUCUCAUACAUUUUCACUUUAACUUUGGAGAACAUUCACAGAUUGUUUACAAAAGAUUUCGGCAUGCAUGUUACUCAUUCGUUUGUGAAGCAGUAUGUUAUAAAAACCUGAGCUGAGCUUUUUCACCAUCACCUUGGAUUUUGAAAGUGGAUAUAGUGAAUGAGGAAUGGAUAUGACAAUACUAUCAAAGACAUUACAUAUUUAUUGCUUGUCAACUUGUACUCUAAUAAUAAUAGGGGUGGAUUCUUAUAAUCGAUUUAUCGAUUAAAAUCGA